AUGGAGAGCAAAUGGAGUGGCUGGGUGCUGAUCCUUUCUGUGUGCAUGGGCUCCUACCAAGCCACAGCCAGCCCCCUCCACGAAUGCGGAGAGCGGCCAGAGGACUGGUGCCGUGACGUGGCGACGGCAACCAAGUGUGGGGCACUGGAGCUCUGCCGGAUCACUGUCUGGGACCGGGCCCUGGGGCAGAAGGGGAUCCCGUGUCAUUUGUGCCAGGUGGCGGUCUCUGUGAUGGGCAAGAUCCUGCAGGACAACUGCACUGAGGAAAAGCUGCGGAUCUUCUUGGAUAAGAAAUGCCAGUACCUGCCCUUCCAGGACUGGUCUGUCAAGUGCAAGAGGAUGGUGGACACCGGCAUCCUUGUCCUUGUCCAGCUGGGCAAGCAAGUACUGUCAGACCCGAAGGUGGUGUGUGGAACCAUCAAGCUGUGCCAGCCCCGGGAGAGCCUCACGGGGGCCCUGAAGUUCCAGGAGCCACCGCCAGACCCUGCGGGCCCUGCUCAGGACUUUGCCGACCUGGUUGCUCCUUUCAUCGCCAACGUGCCCCUCCUGCUCCAUCCCCAGCACCUGCCUCGCGGUGAGGCCCAGGCAAUGGAAGACAUGUGUGGGGACUGCCUGCAGCUGGUGACUGCCAUGCAGCUGGAGCUGGGGACCAACGUCGCCUUCACCCAGGCACUGGUGGACCACGCUGAGCGGCUGUGCGAGGGCUUGGCACCCGGCCUGGCACAGCGGUGCAAGCACUACCUGGCUGAGUACGCGGACACGGCUGCCCAGCUGCUCCGGUACCUGCAAGCUGAGGACCCAAUGGAGCUGUGUGGCCAUCUGGGACUCUGCUCCUCUACCUCAGCACUGCCCCUCCAUACGCUGUUAACCGAGAAGGUGACGCAGGUCCUGAGCGCACUGGGGGAUGGAGAGGGGACCACGCCGCUGUGCGACAUGUGCCAGUUCGCUGUGAAGAUGGCCGAGAGCCUCCUGGAGAACAACGUGACAGAGGAGCAACUGGUGAAUGACAUCGAGAAGGUGUGCUACAUGCUGCCCCAUGGCGUCAUUGGGCAGUGCAAGGACUUUGUUGACUCCUACGGCAAAGCCGUGGUCAUCAUGCUGCUGGAGAAAAAAGCAGCUGUCUGCACCAUGCUGCACUGCUGCCCCCGCAGUGGGGAUGCCCACCGAGGGGCCGCCGCGCUGGAGCAGCUGGCAGUAGGUGCAGGUGCCUUCUGCAACGUCUGCCAGAUCGUCAUCACCUACUUUGAUAACGAGCUGCUGAAGAACGAGACGCUGGCGGAGCUGAGCAACAUGCUCGAGAAGGGCUGUGAGCUGCUGCCCACGCCGCUCACCGGCCAGUGCGAGGCGCUGGUGGUGCAGUAUGAGCCGGCAGCCGUGCGGCUCCUCGUGCAGAUGAUGGACCCCGACUUUGUCUGCACCAAAAUAAGAGCCUGUGAUUCACCUGAGGAGGAUCUCCUGGGCUCAGACCCCUGUGCCUGGGGCCCACAGUACUGGUGCAAGAACAUGGCCACGGCCAUCGAGUGCCAUGCUGUUGAGCACUGCCAGCGUCACCUAUGGAACUAG
Messenger RNA from Antrostomus carolinensis (chuck-will's-widow), 1563 nucleotides. Its product is annotated as prosaposin-like. The record is from RefSeq and is a predicted model, not a curated record. NCBI's taxonomy places the organism in Eukaryota, Metazoa, Chordata, Aves, Caprimulgiformes, Caprimulgidae. Gene Ontology annotation, biological process: prostate gland growth; adenylate cyclase-inhibiting G protein-coupled receptor signaling pathway; epithelial cell differentiation involved in prostate gland development. Gene Ontology annotation, cellular component: lysosome.